UGAAUCGCAUUUUAGCUCGUCGAAUCAAGGCGGAAGAAACACAGACCCGUUUUUCACCGAUCCACAAAAGAACACUCUCUCUCCCCCCCUCUCUGUGGUUUCUGAUCUUGAAACCUCCGAUCUAGGGCACCAUGGCUGCUGCCAAUGCCCCAAUCACCAUGAAAGAGGCUCUAACGUUGCCGAGCCUCGGUAUCAACCCACAGUUCAUAAACUUCACGCAUGUGACAAUGGAAUCAGAGAAGUACAUAUGCAUCAGAGAAACGUCGCCACAGAACAGCGUGGUUAUUGUCGACAUGAACAUGCCUAUGCAGCCUCUAAGAAGGCCUAUCACUGCCGAUUCCGCCUUGAUGAAUCCUAAUUCUCGAAUUCUCGCUCUCAAAGCUCAACUGCCGGGAACUACUCAGGAUCAUUUGCAGAUAUUUAAUAUAGAACUGAAAGCGAAAGUGAAAUCUCAUCAAAUGCCUGAGCAGGUUGUGUUUUGGAAGUGGAUUAGCCCUAAGAUGCUGGCCCUGGUAACUCAGACUUCAGUUUAUCACUGGUCAAUUGAAGGUGAUUCGGAGCCUGUGAAGAUGUUUGAUAGAACAGCUAAUCUACAAGGUAAUCAGAUAAUCAACUAUCGAUGUGAUCCUUCAGAAAAGUGGCUGGUCCUCAUUGGAAUUGCUCAAGGUCCACCAGAGAGGCCACAAUUGGUCAAAGGGAAUAUGCAGCUUUUCUCUGUGGAUCAGCAGCGUAGUCAGGCUCUUGAAGCACAUGCUGCGUCAUUUGCCACUUUUAAAGUUGCAGGAAAUGAAAGCCCUUCAACCCUUAUCUCUUUUGCAUCAAGGUCGUUUAAUGCUGGGCAACUAACAUCAAAGUUGCAUGUUAUUGAACUUGGUGCUGUGCCAGGCAAACCUUCAUUUACCAAGAAGCAAGCAGACCUAUUCUUUCCACCAGACUUCGCUGAUGAUUUUCCUGUGUCAAUGCAGAUAUCCCAAAAGUAUGGCUUAAUAUAUGCGAUCACAAAGCAAGGACUUCUAUUUGUUUAUGACUUAGAGACUGCCAGCGCAAUUUAUAGAAAUCGAAUCAGUCCAGAUCCUAUAUUUUUGACUACUGAUGCUUCUUCAGUAGGUGGCUUCUAUGCUGUCAAUAGGAGAGGACAGGUUUUGCUUGCCACUGUAAAUGAAGCAACUAUUGUGCCUUUUGUUAGUGGCCAGUUAAACAAUCUUGAACUUGCUGUUAAUCUUGCCAAAAGAGGAAAUCUUCCUGGAGCUGAGAAUCUGGUUGUCCAGCGGUUUCAAGAAUUAUUUUCUCAAUCAAAGUAUAAGGAGGCCGCAGAACUUGCUGCAGAAUCUCCACAAGGAAUCCUCCGAACUCCUGAUACUGUUGCUAAAUUCCAGAGCGUUCCAGUUCAAGCUGGGCAAACACCACCAUUGUUGCAGUACUUUGGAACUCUGUUGACUAGAGGAAAGCUUAAUGCUUUUGAAUCAUUGGAAUUAUCACGUCUUGUUGUAAAUCAGAAUAAGAAAAAUCUUCUGGAGAACUGGUUGGCUGAGGACAAGCUUGAAUGCACUGAAGAGCUUGGAGAUCUUGUGAAGACCGUUGAUAAUGACCUUGCAUUGAAGAUAUAUAUCAAAGCCAGGGCAACUCCAAAAGUUGUUGCAGCAUUUGCUGAGAGGAGGGAGUUUGACAAGAUUCUUAUAUACUCAAAGCAGGUUGGCUACAACCCUGAUUAUUUGUUCCUCCUCCAAACAAUAUUGCGGACAGACCCUCAGGCUGCCGUUAAUUUUGCUCUAAUGAUGUCUCAAAUGGAGGGAGGUUGCCCAGUUGAUUACAACACAAUAACUGAUCUAUUCCUUCAGAGGAAUUUGAUCCGCGAGGCAACAGCUUUUUUGUUGGAUGUUCUGAAGCCAAAUUUGCCUGAGCAUGGAUACCUUCAAACUAAGGUUUUGGAGAUCAAUCUUGUGACAUUUCCAAAUGUUGCAGAUGCUAUAUUAGCUAAUGGUAUGUUUAGUCACUAUGAUCGCCCACGUAUUGGCCAACUCUGUGAAAAAGCUGGGUUGUAUAUUCGAGCACUUCAGCACUAUACUGAGUUGCCUGAUAUUAAACGUGUUAUUGUGAACACACAUGCCAUUGAGCCUCAGGCUCUUGUCGAGUUCUUUGGUACUCUUUCUCGAGAGUGGGCUCUUGACUGUAUGAAAGAUCUACUUCUUGUCAACCUGAGGGGCAACCUUCAGAUUAUUGUGCAGACUGCCAAAGAAUACUGUGAGCAAUUGGGUGUGGAUGCAUGCAUAAAGCUCUUUGAGCAGUUUAAGUCAUAUGAAGGACUGUAUUUCUUUUUGGGCUCAUAUUUGAGCUCUAGUGAGGAUCCUGAAAUCCACUUCAAGUACAUUGAAGCAGCUGCUAAAACUGGGCAGAUUAAGGAGGUAGAACGUGUGACACGUGAAUCGAACUUCUAUGAUGCUGAAAAGACGAAGAACUUUUUAAUGGAAGCCAAGCUUCCUGAUGCACGUCCACUGAUCAAUGUCUGUGAUCGUUUUGGUUUUGUCCCAGACCUUACCCACUAUCUGUUUGUAAACAAUAUGCUUCGCUAUAUUGAGGGUUAUGUUCAAAAGGUCAAUCCAGGAAAUGCUCCUCUAGUUGUAGGGCAACUGCUUGAUGAUGAAUGUGCUGAAGAUUUCAUUAAAGGCCUUAUUCUGUCUGUUCGUUCUCUUCUGCCAGUUGAGCCCUUGGUGGAGGAGUGUGAGAAGAGGAAUCGUCUCCGCUUGCUCACUCAGUUCUUGGAGCAUCUAGUCAGUGAGGGAAGUCAAGAUGUGCAUGUUCACAAUGCUCUUGGUAAAAUCAUUAUUGAAAGUGGUGACAAUCCAGAGCAUUUUCUUACUACCAACCCAUAUUACGAUUCACGUGUUGUUGGUAAAUAUUGUGAGAAGCGCGAUCCCACCCUUGCUGUUGUUGCCUACCGAAGAGGACAGUGUGAUGAUGAAUUAAUCAAUGUCACAAACAAGAAUUCAUUGUUCAAACUGCAGGCCAGAUAUGUUGUAGAACGGAUGGAUGGUGAUCUCUGGGAUAAAGCCCUUAGUCCUGAUAAUGAGUAUAGAAGGCAGUUGAUUGAUCAGGUUGUAUCGACUGCUUUGCCUGAAAGCAAGAGUCCUGAUCAAGUUUCAGCAGCUGUUAAAGCUUUCAUGACAGCCGAUCUUCCACAUGAACUGAUCGAACUUCUUGAAAAGAUAGUUCUUCAAAAUUCUGCUUUCAGUGGGAAUUUCAAUCUGCAAAACCUGCUCAUCUUGACUGCCAUCAAGGCUGAUCCAUCAAGAGUUAUGGAUUAUGUUAAUAGGCUAGACAAUUUUGAUGGACCUGCAAUUGGGGAGGUGGCUGUGGAAGCUCAGUUGUAUGAAGAAGCAUUUGCCAUUUUCAAGAAGUUCAAUCUUAAUGUUCAGGCCGUCAAUGUCCUGCUGGAUAACAUUCAUAGCAUUGAUCGAGCUGUGGAGUUUGCAUUCCGGGUGGAAGAAGAAGCUGUCUGGAGCCAAGUGGCCAAGGCCCAACUGCGAGAGGGGCUAGUAAGUGAAGCAAUUGAGUCCUUUAUCCGUGCAGAUGAUGCUACUCAAUUCUUGGAAGUCAUAAAGGCAGCUGAGGAUGCAAAUGUAUAUCAUGACUUGGUGAAGUACCUUCUAAUGGUGAGGCAAAAGUCAAAGGAGCCCAAGGUUGACAGUGAGCUCAUAUAUGCAUAUGGUAAAAUUGAUCAACUGGGUGAAAUUGAAGAAUUUAUUCUCAUGCCUAAUGUUGCUAAUCUCCAAAAUGUUGGAGAUCGUUUAUAUGACGAAGCUCUGUAUGAGGCAGCAAAGAUUAUAUUUAGAUUUAUUAGUAACUGGGCUAAGCUAGCUGUCACACAUGUUAAGCUAAAAGAGUUUCAAAGUGCUGUUGACGCAGCUCGAAAAGCAAACAGCUCGAAAACAUGGAAAGAAGUCUGCUUUGCUUGUGUUGAUUCUGAGGAAUUCCGCUUGGCUCAGAUAUGCGGUCUCAACAUUAUCAUACAGGUUGAUGAUUUGGAAGAGGUCAGUGAGUAUUACCAGAACAGGGGAUGCUUUAGCGAGCUCAUCUCUUUAAUGGAAAGUGGGCUUGGUUUGGAGCGUGCACAUAUGGGCAUCUUCACUGAGUUGGGAGUUUUAUAUGCGAGAUACCGCCCUGAGAAGCUUAUGGAGCACAUCAAGUUGUUCUCAACUCGUCUCAACAUCCCCAAGCUAAUACGUGCUUGUGAUGAACAACAGCAUUGGAAGGAACUGACAUAUUUAUACAUCCAAUAUGAUGAAUUUGACAAUGCUGCAACCACUAUAAUGAACCACUCUCCAGAAGCAUGGGACCACAUGCAAUUCAAAGAUGUUGUAGUGAAAGUUGCAAAUGUUGAGCUCUACUACAAGGCUGUGCACUUUUACUUGCAAGAGCAUCCAGACCUAAUCAAUGAUCUUCUUAAUGUGAUUGCACUUCGUGUUGACCAUACACGAGUAGUGGACAUAAUGCGAAAGGCUGGUCAUCUCCGUCUCAUUAAGCCAUACAUGGUUGCUGUUCAGAGCAACAAUGUCUCUGCUGUGAAUGAAGCAUUGAAUGAAAUUUAUAUUGAGGAGGAGGACUAUGACAGACUUCAUGAAUCUAUUGAGUUGCAUGAUAACUUUGACCAGAUAGGCCUUGCACAGAAGAUUGAGAAACAUGAGCUUCUUGAGAUGAGACGUGUUGCUUCUCAUAUAUACAAGAAAGCAGGAAGGUGGAAGCAGUCAAUUGCUUUGUCGAAGAAAGACAAUCUUUACAAAGAUUGUAUGGAAACUUGUUCACAGUCUGGUGAUCGUGAACUUUCAGAGGAGUUGCUUGUCUAUUUCAUCGAGCAGGGAAAGAAAGAGUGCUUUGCAGCUGCCCUCUUUGUUUGUUAUGAUUUGAUCCGACCAGAUGUUGCUAUGGAGCUGGCUUGGAUGAACAAUAUGAUUGAUUUUGCUUUCCCAUAUCUCUUGCAGUUUAUCCGUGAGUACACAAGCAAAGUAGAUGAGCUCAUCAAGAGCAAACUUGAGGCUCUUAAUGAGGCGAAGGCUAAAGAGAACGAGGAGAAGGACAUGGUUGCUCAGCAGAAUAUGUAUGCACAGUUGCUGCCCCUUGCUUUGCCUGCACCACCAAUGCCUGGAAUGGGUGGUCCAGGGAUGAGUGGAGGUUUUGCACCACCUCCUCCAAUGGGUGGAAUGGGAAUGCCACCUUAUGGCAUGCCACCCAUGGGCCCCUACUAAUCUGGACGCCAACCUCUGAAAUUAUAUUCUCCAGAAUUCAUUGUCUGCUACUGAAGGUGAAUUCAGUCCUUUGCUUCCGGGAGGAAAUUGACUGAUACUCUGAACUGGUACCCCGCCAUUGCAUUUGCUGUAAUGUUUAUUCUCUCAGAAUUCUGUCGGUAAUAGCUGAGCAAGUUUUUUCUCAAGUGAAGGCUGAGCCAAGUGAAUAAUAUGUUUUCGACAGAUCGGGCUAUGAAAUUUGUUGUGAUUGUGGCACUUGAAUAGGUGCUUUAGUUUUUAUAGCUGUAAUAACAUUUUGUUUUUGCUAAUUGUCAAAGGCACGGUAAUUGGAUUCACGUCAGUGAUUUGAAAUUUUGUAAUCACCAUGUUUCUUCCAUGUACAACAGUUAAGUUUAUACUUGAAAAAUGAUGUUUUCCAUU
Molecule: messenger RNA, 5660 nt
Organism: Populus nigra (black poplar)
Lineage: Eukaryota; Viridiplantae; Streptophyta; Magnoliopsida; Malpighiales; Salicaceae
Product: clathrin heavy chain 1-like
Exons: 30
Coding region: 132-5240 (1702 amino acids)
Biological process (GO): intracellular protein transport; receptor-mediated endocytosis
Cellular component (GO): clathrin coat of coated pit; clathrin complex; clathrin coat of trans-Golgi network vesicle
Molecular function (GO): structural molecule activity; clathrin light chain binding
Source: RefSeq, a predicted model, not a curated record